AGCCUCCGCGGCCGACCCCAGUAGGACACCAAAGCCAACCCCAGCCACAAUCCGCCUCCCGGCUCCGCUGCGGCCUACGCGACACUCGGCUGCGUCUCCAUGGCAACAGUUAACAGCGCUCCAGGACCUGAGGUGCGGGGUCCUUAGCGCAUAGGUGUGUCUAACACACUGCCGGACGGAACGUGCGCUGGCUGGGCUGUUUCCCUUCGCUCCAAGCUCGGGUUUGAGGGUAGCCCUGUGAUGUGCUAGGUCUAACGUGCCUUCCUAAAUAAUAUUGGGGCGCACAGUUCUUGUUCUGUAAUCAGGCGGCGCGGUGGAUACCCGAGGACCGGCCAACCGCUGACAGCCGCCUGCUGCUGCGGCUAGCGCUGUGUUGUGUUGAGCUGGCACUUGGCUCUGGGCUGCCUGGCGGCGGGGACCGGGAGCGCGAGGAGCCCGACUCCCCGGGCACGCAGAUGGACACUCUGUUUCUCUCCCUCUCAUUACAUGGAAUGUCCCCCUUAGAGGUGGCACCCUAGCUGGCUGCCUACUUAGCUGUAAGUACCUGGUUUGUAAAGAGGCUUCACUUAUAAACAAAGACACAAGGGAAAAAUGACAUUCAGAAAAGUGAACAUUGCCAUCCUUGUACUUGCUAUUGUUAUAUUUUUAUUAGUUCUGCAUCACAAUCUUCUAGGUCUCAGUGACUUUUUGAAACGAGAUGUAGCAGAUUCAAGUCCAUUAGGACUCCAGCCUAUAGAUUUCAUACCCGAGGCUCCUCAAAGGCUGACUGACGAAAUAAAUGAUCAGGAAAUUCCUGUGGUCAUUACAGCAUCGGAUGACAGGCUUGGAGGUGUAAUUGCAGCCAUGAACAGCAUUUAUCAUAACACUAAAUCCAACGUGGUGUUUCAUAUUGUCACUCUAAAUGAUACAGUGGACCAUUUGAGGGCGUGGCUGAGUAAAACUGCUCUGAAAAAGGUGAAAUACCGAAUUUUGGAUUUCGACCCUCGUGUUUUGGAAGGGAAAGUGAAAGUGGAGUCUGAACAGGCAGAUUCCAUAAAACCAUUAACCUUUGCAAGAUUCUACUUACCUAUGUUCGUUCCUCAUGCAGAGAAGGCCAUAUACAUGGAUGAUGAUGUAAUAGUGCAAGAUGAUAUCCUUGAACUUCACAACACACCACUGAAACCUGGCCAUGCAGCUGCAUUUGCAGAUGACUGUGACUCAACCUCUAAUAAAUUUGCCAUCCGUGGAGCAGGGAAUCAGUACAAUUAUAUUGGAUUUUUAGACUAUAAGAAACAAACAAUCCGGAAGCUCGCCAUGAAAGCCAGCACCUGCUCUUUCAAUCCAGGGAUCAUUGUUGCUAAUCUAACAGAAUGGAAACUACAGAACAUCACUAAGCAAUUGGAGAAAUGGAUGACACUUAAUGUAGCAGAGGACUUAUACAGCAGAACUCUGGCAGGUAGCAUUGCCACACCACCACUGCUAAUUGUAUUUUACAAGCAACAUUCUAAUAUUGAUCCCAUGUGGAACGUCCGACAUCUUGGCUCUAGCACUGGAAAAAGGUAUUCUCCUCAGUUUGUGAAAGCUGCCAAGUUGCUCCAUUGGAAUGGGCAUUUCAAACCCUGGGGAAGAACAGCUUCAUAUGCUGAUGUCUGGGAGAAGUGGUACAUCCCGGAUCCUACUGGCAAGUUCAGCCUGAUCCGCAGACACUCUGAGAUCUCUGAGUCCAAGUAAAUGGAUUUUAUGAACUAUUGUCAUUUUCUCAGGAAACUCUUGGAGCCAGCAGUGUUUCUUUCAGCUGAUUUGUAUUACAGAGCAGUCUUUGCUUCUCUGGAGCACAGGGGAAAGUACAUUUUCAGGUGAAAUGAUCAACUGUACCAAACUGCAUCCCUGAAAAAGAGACUUAUUUCAAAUAUGAUUGGGGAAACUUAGUCCAGCCGCACUAUGAAGAGCAGAGAAACACCUACAUGAACUAGAAUUUUUGCUAGGUAAUUCCUUUUAAUUACAUUCUUCCAGUCCAGUGCUAGUCUAUGUUUGAUAUUUUGUCAGCUACAGAAAUAGAUGUCUCUUGUUCGUAGGAACAGUUUAUCUGGGUGACAGCCACACGCAAAUCUUGCACACCAAUUUAUUAUAAUCAAAAGCUGCUACUGGUUUCUUGGUAUCUUAUCCUCUGAUAUAUGGAGCUUUAUAAAACGCACUCUCUCUUGCAUGAAGACCCACUCACCAUUUAUAUUUAACCCUUUCUUGCACUGUCUCACUGCGUGUAUGAACUUAAUCUAUAUUUUUCAAAGGUGACUCCUCAAGUGUUAUUUCACUGAGAAUUGUUUUUUAUGUGAUUGCCACACAACACAAACUGUUUUUAAAGGUGUGGAAUAAACUAAACUUUGUUAAAAAAUAAAAUGAUUUUAGGUUAAUUGUUCAAGUAAUUUGAGCAUCAGAUGAAUAUAAAACUCAUUCUGGUCUUGAAAAUGGUACUUCGUCUAGUAGUGGAAACUUGUCUGUUUCAGUAGAUUUUGCAUUUAAUUAAGAAAUAAUGUGAUUUUUUAAAGAAAUUAAUUUCCUUGGCACUUCAAUUAAUUGUAAAAAGAAAAGUAUGCAAAAUGUCUUGAGUAUUAAUUAAGUUUUCAAAUUAGAACCAUGUCAAUUUCUAGAGCCUGAAACAAGUAAUAUCAAGCGAUUAACUAUUGCUCCUGCCAUUUGGAUGGAGUAUCAAAAUUACAGUGAAACCCCGCUAGAACGCAAUGAUUGGGGUCCAAGAAAUUUGAUCGCGAUAAAUGCAGGGUCGCGGUAUAGCGGGGUUACAAAAAUUUACCAUUUCAAGCCAGUCAGUUUCUCUUGGGCAGAAAACCACUUGGGUUUGGGAACUGCCCAUAAAAGUAACUGACAGGGUGCAGCUCCAGCAGCGGGGACUCAGCCAUGUGCUUGGGGAGAGCAGGGGAGACAUGCAAGGGGCAGAGGA
This is a messenger RNA of Terrapene triunguis (Three-toed box turtle), 2935 nucleotides long. RefSeq names its product glycosyltransferase 8 domain containing 1 (gene GLT8D1). The transcript is spliced from 11 exons. NCBI's taxonomy places the organism in Eukaryota, Metazoa, Chordata, Testudines, Emydidae. Gene Ontology annotation, molecular function: glycosyltransferase activity. Bases 592 to 1710 code for a protein of 372 amino acids. The record is from RefSeq and is a predicted model, not a curated record. Gene Ontology annotation, cellular component: Golgi apparatus.